GACCCUGAAACCAAAAAGCUUCGUGUGAAGAUCUACGUUGACAAAGAGACGGGAAGGAAGAAGGGUGAUGCACUUGUCUCAUAUCUGAAGGAACCUUCAGUUCCUCUGGCCUUGCAAAUUCUGGAUGGGACACCUCUACGGCCUGGUGGCAAGAUUCCUAUGUCAGUUACUCAAGCUAAGUUUGAGCAGAAAGGGGAUAAAUUUAUAACCAGACAAGUGGAUAAGAGAAAGAAGAAGAAACUUCAGAAGGUUGAACAGAAGAUACUUGGCUGGGGUACGUUAUCUACUGUCCAAAAAUGCUUUUGUUGGUAUGAAGUUGGGACUUCACCUUUCUAG
Ilex paraguariensis (yerba mate) is the source of this 336-nucleotide messenger RNA. NCBI's taxonomy places the organism in Eukaryota, Viridiplantae, Streptophyta, Magnoliopsida, Aquifoliales, Aquifoliaceae. The record is from the annotation of a GenBank genome assembly.